AUGAUGCUGAGGCCGAUCCGCAUGGUGCCCCACGCCGGAUGCACCGUUGCUAUUGUGUUCCGGAGCCUGGGCAAACACAACUCACAACGCGCAACCCAAGAUUGUGGACGUCGAUCAACUGCAAGCCACGGCGUCGCGGAAGCUAUGCGGUCGGAAAUUGGUAGCCAACAGUCAUCCGCAGAUCGAGUGAGAGCCAGCGACAGCCAGCGGGUCAAUUUCCUGCUUCUUACGAAACACUCUCGUCGCGACCUCUCGACAUAUGCUGUGCUUUGCUUGGCCUCGAUCCAGGCUGCUGCUGCUGCUGCUGCUGCUGCUGCUUCUGUUGUCGCUUCUGCUUCUGCUUCUGCUUCUGCAGAGACACCAGCCCUACUGGGUUGAAUUGCCGCCGCCACCUGCACAUCAAACUUCACUGCAGAUUGUAUGACUCCUUCGCCUUCAGUCCGGGGUAGUAAAUGGUAAAAA
Messenger RNA from Colletotrichum acutatum, 462 nucleotides. RefSeq lists its product as uncharacterized. The record is from RefSeq and is a predicted model, not a curated record. NCBI's taxonomy places the organism in Eukaryota, Fungi, Ascomycota, Sordariomycetes, Glomerellales, Glomerellaceae. The coding region runs from base 1 to 378 and encodes 125 amino acids. The transcript has 4 exons.